AUGGUCGACUUCAACGCCUACUAUCUCUUGACCAUUAUCGUUAUCGCGUGCGGGUCAAUCCCCAAGGGUUAUGAUGAGGGAGGCUUCAGCGCCUCCACGGGCUUGACCUCAUUCAAGGAAGACUUUGGCCUCUUAUCGAGUCAAUGGGUAGGCAAUGAGUCUGGACUGGCUGACCGCAAGGCCAAUAUCUCAUCGUUUGGUGUUCUCGGCGCCGCCUUUGGCUCGAUAAUCGCUCUAGGUUUGAACGAUAGGCUCGGUCGGCUUCGGACAUGGCAGGUCUUCAUCGCCCUCUGGAUGACCGGCGCCUUGAUGCAGGUAUUCUCAUCCGGCAUCUUAGGAUUGAUGCUUUUCGCCCGCAUAUGGGGUGGGUUGGGUGCCGGCGGUCUCACCGUCGUGGCGCCGCUGUAUCUGUCUGAGAUUGCGCCCGCAAAGUCGCGCGGCAUGGUGGUCAGCAUAUACAUGGUCGUCUUGCUGUCGUUCCUAACCAUCGGUUUCUUCAUCAAUUACGCCGCCAACGCAACGCUAGCCGCGACCAGGAUGCAGUACCGCCUCGUCAUCGCCAUCCCUCUCAUCCCGGUGGGCCUGGCGUUCAUCGCUUCCUUCUUCCUCGCUGAUACCCCGCGCUGGCUGGCAUCGCGGGACCGGGGCGAUGAGGCGCUCGCCGUGCUUGCCAAGCUCCGCCACGCAGACCGGAGCGACCCGGCCCUCGACCUCGAGUAUGAGGAGAUCCACGAGCAGCUCCGCAACAAGCAACAGAUUCUCGCGGACACUUCCACCUGGGCCAUCUGCAAGGAGACCAUCACCAUUCCCACAUAUCGAACGCGUUUCCUCUUGGGGGCUGUGAUGCAGACUGUGGCGCAAUGGUCUGGCGGUAACGGCAUCACGUACUACAUCCCGGAGAUCUUCCGGUAUGCCGGCGUCGUCGGUGACAACACAUCUCUCAUCACGAGUGGUGCUUAUGGCGCUGUCAAGCUCGUUUUUACGAUGGUCUUCACCUGGGGUCUCGUCGAUGUCUUCGGGCGUCGGCGGUGCUUCAUCCUAGGUCUCUUCCUGCAGUGCAUCACCCACGUAUACAUGGCUGUGUACAUGGGCAUCUGGAUCGAUGGAACCAACAAGCCUGCCUCGGACGCCGCUAUCGCGUCCGUUUUCGUAUACGCCGUUGGCUGGUCCAUCGGGCUAUGCACCGUACAGUACCUCUAUGGCACAGAGAUCUACCCGACGCGCAUCCGUAACGUCUGCUACGCCACCAACAUGGCGCUGCACUGGUUCUUCCAGUUUGCCGUUGUGAGGGUAACGCCCAAUAUGUUUGUGAGUCUUGACGUCUGGGGCGCGUACGUCUUCUGGGCGUGCGUGUGCGCGGCAGGACUUGUACUCCUCGGUCUAUGGGCGCCUGAGACUAAGGGUAUUCCUAUGGAGCGGAUGGAAGAGCUUUUCAGCGGUCCAUGGUGGAUGGGCUGGAGGGCGAGUGUGGAUUUGGACUCGAGUGAGACGAAGCCCUUCGGGCGCGGAGAUUCAUCAGGGAAGGAUUCGAAAGAUUCGAAAGAGGGACCAUUUACUCACGAUCGAAAAACGGAUGUCUGA
Colletotrichum karsti is the source of this 1581-nucleotide messenger RNA. RefSeq lists its product as uncharacterized. Gene Ontology annotation, molecular function: carbohydrate:proton symporter activity. Gene Ontology annotation, biological process: carbohydrate transport; transmembrane transport. Gene Ontology annotation, cellular component: membrane. The record is from RefSeq and is a predicted model, not a curated record. Lineage: Eukaryota; Fungi; Ascomycota; Sordariomycetes; Glomerellales; Glomerellaceae. The coding region runs from base 1 to 1581 and encodes 526 amino acids. The transcript is spliced from 3 exons.